CACAAAAUGGAUUGUUCAAAUCUACUAUGCAGAGUCUGUCAGUGUUUGGAUUGUGAGGAUAACACGUUUUUCUAUUGUUUUACAUGUCACCGGGAUCCAUGUGAUUCUGGUAGAAAGAAACAUAUACAUGAUCUUUCCACAACGUUCCAUGACACUGCAGUUAACAAUGUUAAAAAGGGGAAAGUGAUGAGAAAACCCAUUUCUACAUUUGUAUUGUCUCUUUUGUAUGAUCUUCCCCAUGUAUCAUUGAUACACCAGGAACAGUACUCACCUUACGAUGAUACCAUUAGCACGAUAAGAAGCAACGCUCUCUUUAAAAAGCGUGCUAUUAUGUUAGAAAUACAAUCCGAUAUCGAAACGUUUAGCAAACAAAUGUCUAGCUAUACAAUUCCUUUUGUUACAAAGGCCCAAACACUUUGUAAACUUAUUGAUGUUGCUAUGUGCGACAAAGAUAACUGUUCAUUGAUUUUACAAAAUAAUAAGAAACUUAAAAUGGAGAUCCAUAUUGCUAGGAUAAAGAGAUAUGAACGUCGAUACGUAGAGUCAGCAAAAAAACCAAUACGGUUUAUUUCAUUUAUUAAGACUGUCCUGUCAAAAUUCGAAGGGAGGAUAAGUCUUGCACAGUUUAAACGCCUCUCCUUGAAAGAAUCAUUUAACAAAAAGGAUGUAAUUCAACAUUUUAGUUUAGAUAUAUUCACAAAGAGGGAAACGAGAAGGUUGUGUAACGAGUCUUAUUUAAAAAUGUCAGAACCCGAGUUACAUCAAACCCUUACGUUGAGAGACAUGUCUGGUUGUUUACACGUUUCACAUGUGAGACAGGACAGGUUCUGGGUAAGUGAUAAUAGAACGAAUUUCAUCUUAUUUAAUGAAAAGGUCAAACUAAACGAUAUCUUAAAAUCUAUAAAAUGAAAUGAAUAAUGGUGCUAACAAUUUAACUGGAGCUCACACAGUGACCAAAAACAAUGAAUUGAUUUAUAUUGAUACUUAUAACGAAAUUAAACGUUUUUCUUAGAACGAGUUAAACACCUUAUGUCUAGAAAAAGCAGACAAUGUAUAGAUAAAUAGAUGUGUGUAUAGCUCACUGUCAUCGGGCAAUUUACUGGUCGGGAUGCAAAAUAAGGAUUCAGCCUGUAGCAAGUUCACACGGUAUAGUUUAGAAAAAAAGACAAUGAUAACGCGGGAUGGGACAGGAAAAGUAAUGAAAACAAUACAAUACGACAGCAAAGGAAAUUAUCUGUACUUUCAACCAUGCUACAUUAUAGAGAAUGACAAUGGGGAUGUCGUUGUAUCUGAUUGGAAAAAUGGUGUAGUGGUGACAACCAUUGGAGGAAGACACCGUUUCACAUUCAAGAAAGAUCCAUAUGGAUAUGUCAUAAGCCCAAAGGGAAUUUGCACUGACUCAUUGCACACAUAUUAGUUUGUGUUCUUCAUAAAGUGAUGAUGUUAGACAAGGACGGUCAGUUUCUAUCAUAUAUCCUAUCGAUGCCACAAGAAAUCAUGAUAACAACAAACAGCCUAAGUUUCGAUUUCAAAACUCACUGUCUUUGGGUCGGAUCAGUUAGUGACGGCAGGGUACAUGUCUACAGAUAUCUAAAACGGCAGGACGCUCUGUUGGAUGUAUGAGCAGUAACAAAACAACGGCAACUGUAGCCGAUGACCUGUACAGAAGCAGACUGUGCAUAAAGACGUACAUGUAGUAUUCCUAGACAGUGGGCAAACUGAUUACUCCCCUGUGUGACUUACUGUUCUCUUAUUAAAUAUAUGGUUCUGAAAUGGAACAUAUAACAGCUGAUAAUGAAAAGGAACAAUGAUAAAGUUCUAAUAAAAUUCAUAUUAUAACCGGUCACAAGAUGCAAUAGAAUUUGUGAUCCGCUUAAGCGGUGUGAACAGUGUUUAUAGGAAUAUUUAGUGACUCACCAUUUACUAGUUUCAUAAUUAUAUGAUGUAAACUAGAGCAGAGUUCGUUGCGAGGAGGUCUUCUGUUAUAGCUUCUAUUUUCCCUUCUUUAUUAUCUAUCCAUUUUCAUUUUAAAAUGCAUUUUCGUGAUUGAUUCUCAUGUGCAAUGUCUUUGUGAAAUAGUUAAUCAAUUUGUUUAAAGGUUUACUAGAAACCUUAACUUUAAAAAAAAACGUCAAUAAUGAGGAGAUUUUCGAAAAUUAAUAAAUUUAAUUGUUUGAUGUCAAUUGGAUGUAUCUACGUUUUCUAUAUAGAAAUAAA
This is a messenger RNA of Magallana angulata, 2217 nucleotides long. RefSeq lists its product as uncharacterized. NCBI's taxonomy places the organism in Eukaryota, Metazoa, Mollusca, Bivalvia, Ostreida, Ostreidae. The record is from RefSeq and is a predicted model, not a curated record. The transcript has 2 exons. Bases 7 to 909 code for a protein of 300 amino acids.